CUGUCAAAAAAAAAAUACAAUUACAACACAGCACGUCGAUUGUAUUUGCUGCCAGGAAAUUUACAAUUUUCAGCCGUUCAACUGCACAGAUUGUCGAAAUAAAUAUAUAGCGUUUGUCCCAAAACGAAUCAUCCUGUCUUUGUGCAUUGGUUGUCCAGAAUAAGUUGCGUUUUAUUGGUUUCCGUGUUCUGAAUAUUGACAUUGAAAAAACAUUUACUUAACUGGAUAACAGAACGAGAAGUAUCUAUCUAAUGAUCGUGGUGGAUAAGAUGAAGUAAAGGGAAUAUACGAUUGGAAACUACACAAUUUAAACCAAGCAGUGGACAAACAUCCUCAUCAGAUCCCAGGGCGAUGGCCAACUAAUGUUCUACUAAAGAAUCGGUGAAAGUGAACCUCCACUGGAAGCGGAAGGAUCGCGGAUAGCCAGACAGCAAGCUUUCUGUCUGUCUGUCUGUACAAAGAAAGAAAUAAAUAGCAAAUCAAUUGAUUGAUCAAGAUGAGUGUGAUUAUUCGGUUACAAAAUUUGCCGUGGACGGCAAAUGCGCGAGACAUUCGAAACUUCUUCGCGGGCCUCUCCAUUCCCGAGGGAGGUGUCCACAUUAUCGGCGGUGAGAUGGGCGACGCUUUCAUCGCUUUCAGCACUGACGAGGACGCACGCUGUGCCAUGCUUAAAGAUCGCGAGAAGCUGAUGGAGAUCCAGGUGCGCCUGCUGCUUUCCUCGCGGGCCGAGAUGCAGAAGGUUAUUGAGACCGCUCGCAAAGUGGCCACGACGGCAGCGCCCAUUGCUGUGCCUGUUCCAAUACCAGUGGCUCCCACUAGGCCAGCUCCUGCUGGUGGCACUGCCCCACUGCCGCCGAUCAUUGGUGGCUUGGGCGGCUUCCUGGGGCAGGUCAAGGCCGCUGUACCUGUAGGUGCUUCAGGCGGUGCGCCCUCAUUUCUAACCUACCAGCAGCAGGCCGGCAUUACGCUUUCCGAGGUCACAGGGCGCAGUCGCAGCCGCUCUUCCAGUUCUGAUGAUAGCGAUCGAGAGCGGGAAUGGGAGCGGGAGCGUGAACGUGAACGUGAACGAGAUCAUCGGGACCAAGGUCGCAAGCGUCGCACUGACCGAAGGGAUAGCCAGGAAAGGGAGCUGAAGUUGGCCCACACUGGAGGCGCUGUCGGGCCUUCGCCCUGGGCUCAGGCGCCACCUCAAGUCCAACUGACAACAGCUCUGGACUUGGGUCUGAGCCUGGCCGCGGUACCGAUCAUGCCUUCGCUACAGAGCUACACAACUAGUACUAGCAGCACUACCAACAACAUAACCAACAACUAUAACCUCGCCUCGAACGCCAGUGCCAAUCCGCAGCUGAUGGCUGCACUGCAGCAAGUGGCUAACAGUAGUCAGGCCCAGGUGAUGGAGCAGCCUGCCAAGUCCUCCGAGCCCAUCGCAUUUGCGAGCGUUAAUCCCUAUGCGCAGAUGUAUCCACAGCUCUUUCAGCAACAGCAGUUGCUGCUCCAGCAGCAACAGACGCCAGCCAAGGUGUCGCCUCUAGGGAUGGGAAGCUCUCCGAGCGGCAGUGGUGGUACUGGAACUGGUAUUGGCGGGGGGAACACACCUGUGGCCGUUGCCGACACCUGUUACAUCCGAAUAAGUGGUAUGUGCCCGACCAUCUCUUACAGCGAUAUCCGCAAAUACUUCCAGGGCUUGUACAUUCCCCAUAACGGCAUUAAGAUUAUGACAGUAAAUGGCAACCGUACCGGGGUCGCAUACGUAGAGUUCUCCCGGGUGUCCAGUGCCCAGAAAGCGGUGCAGCGCAACAACACCAUGUUCCGUGAUCGAAUGAUUCAAAUCGCCCCCGUGGGUGAUGACGAAUUCGAGCGGGCAGAAGAGCGUGCAAAUCAACAACGUAAUCAUCACGAUGGCGGCGGCAGGAACCAUCACCACAACGGUGGUGGUGAGAGGAACAGCGAUAGGGGAGAAGGAGGAAUGCCAACGCCAAUUCCUGUUACUACAGUCUUGUACAUAGAGGACCUACCGCAGCUCACCACCGAGCAGGAGAUUAUGAAGAUGUUCUCCUCCAACUACACUGUCGUGGACAUUCAGCUGUCCCCGAGUCCUAACAAUCGUCGCGAAUGCGUGGCCUUUGUGCUGUUCGCCAGGGACUCGGACGCCAAGUCAGCGUUGGAGGAUACGUCCAGCCACUAUAUUGGUUUCCGGCAGCUGAGGGUGAAACCCAGCACUCUGCAAGAGAUGCAAAAUGCCAAGGAGAAGCUGCGCCGGGCCAACGAGCAGCUUCUUAAGGAAGAGGCCGACCAGAGGGAGGAGCUACUGCAGGAUCAGCAGAGAAGGCAGCAGCAGGACCAGGAGAACCAAAGCAGGUUCGGCAGCGAUCCAAGAAGACGGCAGACGGAGGAGCUGCAGCAACAACAGCAACAGCAGCAGAUGAGUAUGAGUCCCAGCAUGAUGUCACCCUUUGCCAACGGCAACAUGCCUUUCAACAUGCCACCACUACAGCAGCAGCAUCUGCCAAACGGUGGCAACUUUCCCUUCAGUAUGAGCAACAACAUGGCCAUGAACAUGAACUGCAAUGGAAAUUCGAACGGCAAUGGUCCCAACUUUGCAAACAAUUGCCCGGAAAGAAGCGAAAAUGGAGGAGUUAAUACCCAGCGACCCCGGCAAGAGGACGUCUUUGUCCGUGUGCACAACUGUGAGUAUGCCACCCGAGCCAAUGAUCUCGGCGAGCUCUUCUCUUUGGAGCAGCUGCGAAUCGAGCACAUUGAGCAGCUUUUUAACGACCGCAACCAGAGCUCCGGGGAAUUUAUUGUCGAGUUCUCGGAUCCCGCUAGCACCAAACAGGCCGUCCGAGAGUUCCACAAUCGACGUUUCCGAGGCAGGGGACUGCGAGUGGUUACCAUUACGCCGCAGGAGAUUGCAGACAGAAUGAACAAGCCCUUCAUGGAUUAUCUGCCAGGCGGCAACGGUCCCAGGCAGCAGCAGCAAGCAGAAGGUAACAACGUCACUGCCAGCGGUGGGGGCAGUGGGAACGGAGGACGAGGAGGUGGCUCCAACGAGGGUCAGAAAAAACAACAGUCGCGCCGUCGCGGCCCCAGUCGGUUCAACGACAUCAGCAGUCCGCCGCAGGACCAGCCACCUCAGCAGCAGCUAGAGAAGCCAAGAUCCCAGGACCGAGAGAAAUCGCAGGAAAGCAAUGGCAGCUCCACGGCCUCUACAACAACGACCGUGAAGCAACACUUCAACCCAUUUGCACGACCUGACCCACCACUAAUAAGCAGUACCAGCUCCCUUUCACCCAGUGCGGUUCCUGCUGCUGCUACCCCCGUCAUCAUGACGGAAAUCUCGGACAAAUUUAACAGGCCUGGCUGCGUUGUGGCCAUGCGCAACGUGCCCUUCAAGGCGGAGCUAAAGGACAUCCUGCGCUUCUUUGGCGACUACAAGCUCAGUCCCGACGACAUCAUUCGGCGCUUCAACGAUGACGGCAAACCCACCGGCGAUACCCGAGUGGCGUUUGAAUCGCCGGCGGAGGCCCGAUCGGCCUUCGAGUCCCGCCGCAGGAAGCAGAUAUUCAACCGCACCGUCUACCUGGAUAUCAUCUAGGCUGUUCGACAUUUAAUCAUAGAAUUUGUAAAUAAGUAAGAUUAGCACCAAAACAUGUUAGGCAGGUGAAUCGGGCCGCGGGAAGCUGUUCCACUCCACAGAUUUAAUAGCCCGAUCAGGACUUUUGUAGCAUUAUAUAAAUAAUUAAAUUAAAUAAUUAAAGUCUAUUUGUUUUUUACCCUUGCAGGGUAAUAUACGCAUACAACACAGUAAAGAAGACCCUAUAUACCCUAUACCCGAUACCUAUGUCCGUCUCUCUGUCCGUUUCUAGCAAACUAGUCUUAGUUUUUUAAUAUUUGCAAAUAGUCUUUUGGCUAUUCUUAUUAUUAAUA
Drosophila serrata is the source of this 3927-nucleotide messenger RNA. RefSeq lists its product as uncharacterized. NCBI's taxonomy places the organism in Eukaryota, Metazoa, Arthropoda, Insecta, Diptera, Drosophilidae. Gene Ontology annotation, molecular function: RNA binding. The record is from RefSeq and is a predicted model, not a curated record.